CUGUCCCUCCUCUCGCAGGCGGACCCGGAACAAAGAAGAGAGAAAAAAAGAUUGGCCGUGGCCCCGGCGCUGGGGAGACGAUUCAAUUCGUGUCUUUUGAGAGGUGGACUCCAGCGAGCUGAACCGAAGCGAUCUGCCGGCAUGAUGGAGGGGAAUGUGCAGGAGGAGCUGGAGUUGGAGAAAAGCGUCCGGCGAUUUCGGGAGAAGUUUCACGGUAAAGUGGCGCUGGAGACGGCCGUAGUGCUGAUGAGAAGAUUCGCCAAUAAUCAUAAUCAAGUGUGCACAUAUGUCAUACUGUAUAUGGAUAAUGAUACUGAUCUUGAUGUGAGAAACCAUUUAAGAAAUGAUCAAGUUGCAAUGAAUGUCAUCAACAAAAUUAAGAGAGAUGAUCAAAGAGCAAAGGAAAUGCCCAAAGACAAAGAUAUUCAGGAUCUGGCCAAGAAAAUGAACACUCUUCCUCUAACCCAGAAGAAUCUGAAGAUGUUUAAUGAUGCUGCAGAGAACCGCAUCCCCGCCCGAGACAGACAGUUUGCCUGCAAAGAGUGUGAUUACAUGUGGUGGAGGAGAGUCCCACAGAGAAAAGAGGUGUCCCGAUGUCAACGCUGCCGCAAGAAGUUUGACCCGGUUCCCGACAACAAGAUGUGGGGGAUCGGAGAGUACAACUGUCAAUCAUGCAAGCGCAUGUUUAGGGGAUACGGACAGAUAGAAGUCAGCAGUCCAUGUUAUAUGUGUAGCAAGCCUGUGUCUCCCAGCUGUAUUCUUCCACCACGCCGGAACCAAGGCCCUCGAACCCGUAAUACUCACAGCUGUUUCGCUGAAUAUUGCUACAAUAGAAAAGAACCUUUCGUUCCCGGCCUGCAGUGCGCCCAUCCGAAAAGCCGGAUCUUGAACCAACUCCCCAAAGUGUUGCACCCUAGUGAGUGGCACAUCAGCACCGGCUCUACAAUAGCCACUUGCCUGAGCCAAGGGAGUCUGAACGAAAAUGAUAUUGAUGACAUCAUCCUGGACGAUAUCAAGGAGGAGGAAGAUGAUGAGGAAACGGAUGACAGUGACAGUUAAGGACACCCUGUGUUUGUAAGAUCCACCUUGACUGAGCAUGACUGCAGUGUGGCUUGGCCAAGGGGGAGACCAAAGCCCAACGCUGUUGCCUCUCUUUAUACCCUUUAGCCCACUGGUUUACUUCUGUUUAAUACUGAAUUCUGUCCUGGCUGCAGAUUAGAACAUACUCAUUUCUCUUUCAGUUCCUUUAAUUGCUAUGUUAAUUGCUAUUGCUAAUUCCUUGUGAGGAAGAGGGCUGAGUCACAUUGGCUGAGCCAGCAGAAGUGUAGGGACUCGGUUACCAUAGUGCCUUAAUCUUUUCCACAAGUAAAUCAAAACUGGUUCACACAAUGCACACCUCAUUUAUAUACACCUGCACAUCUUCAUACUCACUAGUCUUAAAGCUUUAACCGCUCCACAUAUUUAUCCAUAUAAUCUCUUUUCUAUAAAUCCUUGUCUUGCUCCAUAUAGCAAAUCCUCCUGGCUCUCCAUGUAUCCCAGCAUUAUAAAUCCUGUAGAACUGCCUAUAACUCCUACUAUUGCUCCAUAUAACGCUUCCCUAUAACUCCUACUAUUGCUCCAUAUAACCCCUCCCUAUAACUCCUCCAUAUAACUCCUCCUAUUGCUCCAUAUAACC
Xenopus laevis (African clawed frog) is the source of this 1675-nucleotide messenger RNA. It is a transcript of the gene shfl.L, whose product is annotated as shiftless antiviral inhibitor of ribosomal frameshifting L homeolog. Gene Ontology annotation, molecular function: ribosome binding; sequence-specific mRNA binding. Gene Ontology annotation, cellular component: cytoplasm; nucleus; P-body. NCBI's taxonomy places the organism in Eukaryota, Metazoa, Chordata, Amphibia, Anura, Pipidae. Gene Ontology annotation, biological process: innate immune response; viral translational frameshifting. The coding region runs from base 142 to 1059 and encodes 305 amino acids. The record is from RefSeq and is a predicted model, not a curated record. The transcript has 9 exons.